CUUUCUCUUUUCAUUGCUUUCAUUUUAGCUUCUUUUAUGGGUCUGUUUCUUUCUUGAAAUCCAGCCACCAAAAUGAGACUCUAUUCCAGCUGUGCUCCUCGCAGCCCUGGUGCACAGGGAUUGCUGUGUGUGCCUUACAUAAGGGAGCCCUGUUUACAGACACGAGGGUUUUGGUCUUUUCCAACAGUAUGAUGUUGUUGGCUUGCGGUCAGGUUAUUACGAAUUGUAACUGCAGCUCUAUGUCUGUGCAACCACCUCUUAGGGACUAGGGUAAGGGAAAUUGCAAAAAAAAGGGAUUUUCCUGAAGCUGCAAAGCAUUUCUGUCUUUGGGGUUGAGGUAAGCUCUGCUGGGGAAGAACGUGGCUGUUGUGGCAGCGUGGGGCAGAAAGAUCUCCUGCGUGCACGCAGCUCGGUGCUCAUCUGAGCCAGCUCCUGUUUUGUCAUACUGGGGCUUUUUUGGCAUCUUCUCCCUGAUUCUUGCACUUGCUGCUUAUCCCGUCUGCUCUCUUUGCUGGGUAAAUCCCAGAGGUGCUGAAAGCGUGAUCAUGAGCCUUGCUGUGUGCACGUGGCUAAAGGUUGUUAUCAAAAAUCACACCUAGCCUCAAGCGUUGAAAGGGAAGGGAGAUCUGGGCCCUCCUGCCCUCUUGGUGAAGCUCUCAGAAGUUUUACAGUGCAUUUGAGUGGUUAAUACCCAUGCGAUUGCUAUUGGGACAUGGCACACGGGAUGUGGAAAUGAAGGUGUACGUAUUUCCAUAAAGAAAUAAAAAAGGGGAAAAUCAAAGGGUGAGGAGAACCCGUAUGGAUUUGGUGGACAGGCUUUAAAGAGCUUGGAAAGCCCCCGAAUGCAACCAGAGAGAGUGGCCUCGCUGAACUGAGUCACUUGAGGAUGGUAAAGCGCCGGCUCAGACGAAACUUUACAACUUUUACGAAGGAUACACAUGUGCAUUUUCAGUACUGCUUUAGCCAGACUGAAAUGGGCCCACGGGGCUUCUGGGUGCCUUCCCCAUCUCUGCAUCAGCAAGCUCAGUUUAAAAGACUUCAUCAGGUUAAAGGGUAGCUACCAUGAAUUCUCCCUGGGAAAGGCAAAUUUGCAGUUCUAACACUAACUUAUGUAAGUAGGACAUGUUAAGGCAAUCUUAUAAAAUAUAUUAAAAGGGACAGAAGACUAGUGAAAGUAGUGUUCUUUCGGAGCCCCGGGGUGUGCAUACGAUUGCAGGGGCACUGCCAGCCCAUGCAUGGGGCCUGGAGGAGGGCAGCCGGGGGAGUCUGGGGCGCUGGGCGCUCACCUCGGUGCUGUUCCCCCUAGGUCUCUGUGCUGCCAGCGCCAGUCCCCCGGGGCAGAGGGGUCCGGAGCUGCCAUGACGACAGGCGACUGCUGCCACCUCCCCGGCUCCUUGUGCGACUGCCCGGGAAGCGCCGCCCUGUCCAAGUCAGUGGAGGACUCUGACAUCGGGCGCCCACAGUACGUCACUCAGGUCACUGCGAAGGAUGGCCGGCUCCUCUCGACGGUGAUCAAGGCACUGGGUGCGCAGAGUGAUGGUCCCAUCUGUCGAAUCUGUCAUGAAGGUGGAAAUGGGGAGGGACUGCUUUCCCCGUGUGACUGCACAGGAACAUUGGGCACCGUGCACAAGAGCUGCCUGGAAAAAUGGUUAUCCUCUUCCAACACAAGUUACUGUGAACUCUGCCACACAGAAUUUGUUGUAGAGAGAAGACCAAGGCCUUUGACAGAGUGGCUGAAGGAUCCUGGUCCCCGCAAUGAGAAGAGGACCCUUUUCUGUGACAUGGUGUGUUUCCUGUUCAUUACUCCUCUGGCAGCGAUCUCAGGCUGGCUGUGUCUUCGUGGAGCCCAGGAUCAUUUGCAGUUCAACAGCCGACUGGAGGCCAUUGGACUCAUAGCACUAACUAUAGCACUUUUUACAAUCUACGUCCUUUGGACACUGGUUUCGUUCCGCUACCAUUGCCAGCUGUACUCGGAGUGGCGAAGGACCAACCAGAAAGUCCGCUUGAUGAUCCCAGCUUCGCGGAGCCCUCACCCCAUGCCCCACUCCCUGCUCUCUGCCAAGCUCAUGAAGAAGACCGCGGAUGAAACCACCGUCUGAUCUGUCCCUCGGCCGCUGCCUACUGUGCUGUGAGGCUGCACCUACGGCCGGGGCAGGGGCAGCCCUUUGGGGCUGGCAACAGGAAAGAGGUUCAGAUCUCCACGUGCAUGCCACGAACGUGAUAGCUGUGGAGGCGCUAAGAAACAGUCAUCCCACCCAAAGGGACUUUGCAGUUAGCACGUACUUUAUGCUACAGCAAACAGACAGAUGAUAAAAGUCUGUCGUGUGAAACGGCCCAAAAGAGCCCGAUGGCAAAUGUGCCUGUCUGCAGGGACACUUUCCUAUAACUAAAUACCAUAUGUGGAAAAUCUCUCCCCCUAUAUAUGUAUAUCUAUAUAUAAUAUUAUUUUUUAAUGGCCAUGCAGAUCGUGUUUCAGUCCUUUUGUGUUGAUGUUCUAAGCUUCAGUAUAGAAGCUGGCAGCCUGAUCUCAUUCAGAGGUUAAAUCUAUGCCUUUUCUCCAAGUGAGCAUUUAAAGAACACUUUUCAUUGACCGUUCUUGAAAGUCAUUCUUCUCCUUUGCACUACAUGGGUUUUGACAAUGUUGCAGCAGCCUUUGCCGUUAUUCUUUGGUCUCUUUUGUGGUGUUUCUGUCCUUUCUACGAAGUUGUGUGUUUUUAAUAAUUAUUAUAAUCCCAGAAGGAGUAAAAUGACAUAAUACUGAAUGGAGACAUUUUGUACUGUAAAAUACUGUAAUUUUGAGAAUUUCAAAAGAAGUUUUGAAUGAGAAAAUUCUUUCCUGUGCAGAUGUGAUCUCACAAAACACUUUCUUCCCAGAACCUGCUCAUCCUCAGGACGUGGAUGUGCUCAGCUCUUGGUAUGAAAGUCCCUCUAGCAAAGGUAGAUGGAGGAUCUGUGGGUGGGAAGUGAUGGUUUGUACUAGCUAAACUCACCAUUGCCUUUUGCUGUUAGAAGGCUCAGAAAGGACCUUUUCUGACCCCAGGAGGUGAGAGCUAGAGUCUCUGUUUACUGGUGUCCUUUCAGUGUCUUGAGGCUGGACCUCUCGUUACUCAGUUCCGCACAUACCUUACUAGGGCAGGCCAUACUCCACAGUUGCUUGGCAGGAUGAAGGCAGCCUCGGCUGCCUCUGUACACUUUACUUGCACAUUCCUUGGUGAAAGCCAGAGGAGCUGCUAUGGUUUAGUUCAUCCCUGAAAUGGCUGCCUGCCUGUUAUCUGUGUCCACUAGAGAAAUGCCCCAAGUUCACUUGUUCCUGGAGGAGCACAGGCUCUGGGUCCCUUCUCUUGCAGGGCCAGUGCUCCUCUUCCUCCUCCAUCCACCUGCAUGCACCUAGCUAACAAACCCCUCUGUCUUGGAGGGGCUGAUCUGCCAAAGGUCUUUAGCACCUGGUGUGGAGUCUCUCUUCCUGACUUUGGCUUUUGUCCCUGCCUCUCCACUGCUUCCCCACCGUGCCAGACGAUGCCUGCAUUUGGUGCUGUGCUCUCCAGAGCCCUGCUAGCAGAGCGGGCUGUAAGGAUGCCUGCGUUGGCACUGCCCUGCUGAGUGCUCCAGGGUUAUGUGCUGCUGCUUGACAUGAGCCUUGGCUCAGAUUCCUGCACCAGAGAGCGUAGAUAGCAGGGCGAAAGUAGGCUCCAGCAGUGCCCCUGUUCUUGUGGUGGGCAUGGGUGUGCACCAUGUUCCUCUGCUCUCUUUGCUGAAUGCAGGUGGAUCGGUCUAGUGCCCUGUUAGACUGGAAGCCCCUGGUGGGCAUGAGCAGCAGUAGCCAGUGUCCUGUGUCCCCAGCAGGAUGGCUCCAACCCCAGGGCAUGUGUCCGCUUUCCUCCUUUAUCUCAUGUCCCAGGCUUCUUUGCAUGACUCAAUGAUAUCCCAGCACAUUUUGCAGCAACCUCUGUCUGCCCAGCCUUGGGCUUGCAUAUGGUGGUCCAGUUUGCUCUCUGCUCUGAGCACAAGGGUCAGAUCAUGUGUUUGGUCAUGGGGACAAAGGCUUUCUGCCACAGCUGCUCCCCUCUCUCUUCCAGACCCCUGGAAAGGUCUGGUCUGUUCCCUUUCCCCACUUACUUGUGGGCACCUUCCUUUCUUUCCCUUCCUUCCUUUUUUCUGUAAUUUGGGAUGAUUUGGCCCGCAUUGCUCCUAGAGGCUUACAGUAAAGAGAGGCCUCCUCAGUCCAGCUGCAAUCACGGUCACUGGGCAGCAGUAAUGUCCUACGAGCACUCAUUUCAAAUCAGCUUUUGCAGAGUAGCUGCUCCUGCUGCUAACAGUUCUAGCCUGCUGCUCCCACCGUGCAGAGGUUUGCGUGUGUGCGGGGGCCAUGCGGUAGCCCCUCUGCUCCCCAGCUGUGCCGGCUGUGCUGCUGGAGGGGCUCAGCCCUGCUUCCAGGCACCGCAGCUCCUGCGUGGGCGCUGCCUCCCUCCCCAAACCCCUUCCCUUGGCAAUGAGCGCUGCAUUGCCGCUCUGUGCCUGGUGCUGGGCCCCCCCCCCGCUUCAGCCCUUCCCCAGCGACACUCAUGUCGCCAGGAUAUUUCCAGAGCAACAACAAUCUGAAUCUGGGGGUCUAGUUUAACCCUCCCAUCCCUGGCUGCCUCCCAGGAGCUUGAUCUUCUGACGCAUCUAGUGCUGGCGCUAACGCCUCUAGUAUCUGAGGAUGUGCAUUCCCACACUGCGUUCCCAUAGUAUGGACUUAAUGGGGCUGGUGUUUCAGCUGGGAAACCCGAUGUUGAUCCAAAGAUGCAACUGUGAAAGCCAGAAGUCCCUGGCUGGGGCAGAUGGGGCCUGGCCCUGUGCUGCUGCAGGGUUGUGGCUUCACUCUCUGCUCUGUUGUCUUUAUCAUAGUUGCCAAUAAUUGGAGUUGUUGCAUGUGCCACUGCAGCAGCUGAUAGCGCCUCUUUGAACCUUCUCCUCCUUCCCAGUGGAGACGCUCAGCUCUGGGGGAUGUGGGAAAUCAAUGUCUUUGACCUGCCACGUUCCAGUGUCGUGAGGAAAUGGGCUGUGCAAUUAUGUAAAUAAAAGUGAGACGAACUGUG
Molecule: messenger RNA, 5078 nt
Organism: Struthio camelus australis
Lineage: Eukaryota; Metazoa; Chordata; Aves; Struthioniformes; Struthionidae
Source: RefSeq, a predicted model, not a curated record